AUGGCUUCUGGUGAUGUGAACUAUCCCAACACGGGCAGUAAGGUACGCAAACCCUGGAAGCCGCCGGAUGCGAAAUCACCCGCGGACCUCAAUCCCACACAUGCUAAUGAAACCUGCAAUAUCGGUGAUGUGGUGACCAAGGGACCUGUUGUUGAUGGCAUUAAGUCCGAGGCAUCCCGUACCGGCAGCGAGCUACGCGAUCUGAAAAACUCGCGGGUGACCCCUUCCACCACCACCGCGGAUGGUCAACCGUUGACCCACUACCACUCCCUGCUGUACAGCCUUUUGAGCUGGGAACAACCUCGUGCGACCGCCGUUUCCUUUGCCAGCGUGAUCGGAUUUAUCUUUGCCGCCCGUUAUCUUCCUCUCCUCCGCUGGGCCUUCAAGAUUCUGUACAUGUCGCUUGGAUUGACUGCCACUGUUGAGAUUGCUGGCCAAGUCAUCCUCAAAAAGGGUAUCGCCAGUGGAUUCCGCCCUCGCCGUUACUACACCAUCCCGAAAGAAACCGUGGAGGCUGUGCUUGAAGAUUUGGAGCAGCUUGUGGACUUCUUCCUGAUUGAAUUCCAGCGCAUUUUGUUCGCUGAGAAUGUCCUUCACACCGUCGCGGCUUUCACUGCCGCUUUCGCCGGUUACUGGCUGAUCCGCUUCGUUCCCCUCUGGGGUCUUGCUGUGAUUGCCGUCACCACCACUUACUUCGCUCCUCUCAUCUACAUCAGCAACCGCGAGAUUAUCGAUGAGCAGAUUAGCAACCUCCAGGAGAUCAUCAACUCCCAGACCAAUCAACUGAAGGAUUUGGCUGGCGAGCGUACUUCUCACGCCACCGGAUUGAUGAAGCAGUACGUUGGUGAGUACAGCUCCAAGGCCCAGGAGUACAUUGGCUCCCGCCGCUCCACAUCCCCCGAGAUGGCCAAGGCUCCUAUCCCUAUUAAGGCCGAGGAGCCCAUUCCCGAAUCCGUCAUUGCCCCGGCCGCUGAGCCUCUGCUCAAGCAGGAGGACUUCCCUGACGCCCCCAAGAUCGCACCUGUGGCCCAGGUUGUCGAGCCCGUCGAGUCCGUCGAGUCCGUCGAGCCCACAGAGCCGGCUGUCGAGCAAACUGAUCGUGAGCCCCUUCUGGCUGUUUAA
Molecule: messenger RNA, 1122 nt
Organism: Penicillium nucicola
Lineage: Eukaryota; Fungi; Ascomycota; Eurotiomycetes; Eurotiales; Aspergillaceae
Exons: 7
Coding region: 1-1122 (373 amino acids)
Source: RefSeq, a predicted model, not a curated record